AUGAUGCGGCAAUUUUUCCCCCGCGCCGCUGGCGCCCUUAGAGCUGUACCCAAGUGCUCUCCCAGGUUAGCCGCCACUUGGCAAUCGGCAAGACUCUACAGCGUCAAGCCUGAGGCUGCCUCCGUGGCCAAGCCCCUCGGUCUCGACGCCUCAAAACUCACAAUCGAGAAGACCAAGAACCCAGGAACUUUGGGCAACCCGGCAGAGCUCGUCUUCGGCCGCAAGUUCACCGACCACAUGCUUACCAUCGAAUGGAACCAAGAACAGGGCUGGCUCGAUCCCAAGAUUGUCCCCUACCAGAACCUCUCCCUCGAUCCUGCAACCUGCGUAUUCCACUACGCCUUUGAGUGCUUCGAGGGCAUGAAGGCCUACAAGGACAAGGACGGCAAGGUCAGGCUCUUCCGCCCGGACAAGAACAUGGCUCGCCUCAACAAGUCGGCCGCCCGCAUCGCCCUGCCCACCUUUGAGCCCACCUCUCUGAUCGACCUCAUCUCCAAAUUUGUCCAGCUCGAUAAGCACUACAUCCCCGACGAGCGCGGCUACUCCCUCUACCUCCGCCCUACCAUGAUCGGCACCCAAAAGACCCUCGGCGUCGGCCCCCCCGGCUCCGCCCUGCUUUACGUCAUUGCCUCACCCGUCGGUCCCUACUACCCGACCGGCUUCAAGGCCGUCUCCCUCGAGGCCACUGACUACGCCGUUCGCGCCUGGCCCGGCGGCGUCGGUGACAAGAAGCUCGGCGCAAACUACGCGCCGUGCAUCGUGCCCCAGCUUGAGGCCGCCAGCCGCGGUCACCAGCAGAACCUGUGGCUCUUUGGUGAAGAGGAGUACGUCACCGAGGUCGGCACCAUGAACAUGUUUGCCGCCAUCAAGAACAAGGAGACGGGCCAGAAGGAGCUCGUCACCGCGCCCCUCGACGGCACCAUUCUUGAGGGUGUCACCCGCGACUCUGUCUUGUCCCUGGCCCGCGAGAGGCUGGUGCCUGAGGGAUGGAUGGUCUCGGAGCGCAAGUACACCAUGAAGGAGCUCGACGAGGCCGCUUCCGAGGGCCGUCUCAUUGAGGCCUUUGGCGCUGGCACUGCUGCCAUUGUCAGCCCCAUCCGUACGAUUGCUUGGAAGGGCAAGUCUAUCAACUGCGGCCUUUCCGAGUCUGAGGAGUCUGGUGAAAUUGCCCUGAGAAUGAAGGGCUGGAUGGAGGCGAGACAGUAUGGUGACGAGGAGCACGAGUGGAGCUACGUUGCUGCGUAA
Colletotrichum higginsianum IMI 349063 is the source of this 1245-nucleotide messenger RNA. RefSeq names its product Branched-chain-amino-acid aminotransferase. NCBI's taxonomy places the organism in Eukaryota, Fungi, Ascomycota, Sordariomycetes, Glomerellales, Glomerellaceae. Gene Ontology annotation, biological process: L-leucine biosynthetic process; L-valine biosynthetic process. Gene Ontology annotation, cellular component: mitochondrion. The record is from RefSeq and is a predicted model, not a curated record. The coding region runs from base 1 to 1245 and encodes 414 amino acids. The transcript is spliced from 2 exons. Gene Ontology annotation, molecular function: branched-chain-amino-acid:2-oxoglutarate transaminase activity.